UCCACCACAGUCCACAGCUCCCUCAUCUGAUCUCUCUCCUGCCUCGCUCUUCUCGCCGUCUCCCCCUCUGUAUUUCGUCCUGCCCUCUCUCGUUCCUGGGCUAGUCCAGCGCAUGCGCCUCCGUAAUUGCAAUCUGAUAGGGAAUCAUCAACCCACCAGUCCUCUGACGCAAGAUUUGCUGCGAGGCUCGAGCUCGCGCGCCAUCUGUUCGACGCAAUUCCCCUGCAGCACCGUCGCUACCAUUUGGAGCCGCGCGGGAGGUAACGGUGUUUCUUAUGGCAUGUGCGUCUAGUUCUAUUGCCAUUGGUCCUCCCAACUACGGGUUGUAUGCGGGGACAAGGAUACUCUCACCGAGCUACAGGAACUUCACACGGAAAUCCUCUUACAAGUUUCUCAAGGUCCGCGCCCUGCAGGGAAACGAUGGCCGUAGAAGGCUGAUUGACAUAAUCCGGAUCAUCCCUGAGCUGUCAAGAAACUAUUUCAAAACCGGAUCCAGAAGAGCUCUGUUUGGCGGCAUCUCGAUCUUGGGUGGCUUUUAUGUCGCGCAGACAAUUUCACUGUCAUUCGGUGCUUUGGCUGUGAACGAUGUUAUAGCAGCAGUUGUGUGCGUCCUCCUGACCGAGUAUGUGACCAAGUUCUACUACAGCCGGCCUAAGGUUACCUUCCCUGUCGCGCUCCUCAACAAUUUCAAGAUGGGUUUCACAUAUGGCCUCUUCAUCGAUGCCUUCAAGCUUGCAAGCUGAGCUGUAUUACCUCCUGCUGGUGCUUCAUGUGCUAUCCUGUCACAGCAAGUGGGCAAAGGUAGUGAGAGAACUCAAAAACAAUUGAUGUGUUACGAGGAUCUAUACCUUUGUUCCUUAGUCUUGUAUUAAUGUGUGAAGAUUGGCUCAUAUCUGGUAUAGAACGUGGUCUGCAGAUCUGGUUUGUAGCCUGCAGCUUACACUAGUGAUAUCUACUGUCAGUGUGCAAUAAGCUAUACUACUGGCUAUCUAAUCUUAAGUAGAGCUUGCUUUGAAAUUAUUCCAGCCCAUUCUGAAGGCAGGCUGUAGCACUUCUAGCUAUUUAAUCUAGAGUAGAGUUUGUUUUGCUAGUA
Molecule: messenger RNA, 1093 nt
Organism: Lolium rigidum
Lineage: Eukaryota; Viridiplantae; Streptophyta; Magnoliopsida; Poales; Poaceae
Exons: 2
Coding region: 276-743 (155 amino acids)
Source: RefSeq, a predicted model, not a curated record